AUGCAACAGAGCACCGGCAGAACCAAAGUUGCCCGCGGCGCAGGCACGCCGUCUCGAGGCACGCGGUCGGCAAGAUCGACUGUCGCUGCUGCCACAUCGGCAGCUGGCACAGCACAAACAGAAAGAACGUCUGAACCAGCGGCGCAAACGGCAGGAGCAACAGGAACAGGAGGACGAGGAAAGGAAGGCACAACCAUGGCCGCGUCAGCAAAUACAGUAUUGUCUAAAGGGGCUCCUCUUCCGCCCUCAUCACAACAACAACAACAACAACCGCCCGCACAAGACAACUCUCCCGCCGCCUCGUCAACCUCCGCCACGACCACGGCAGCCGGCCCGACGACAUCGGUCCCUGCUCCCAAGCGGCAACGCGUCUCUCGUGCUUGCGACCAGUGCCGGGCGAUGCGCGAAAAGUGCGAUGGUGCGCAGCCGCAGUGCUCCUCGUGUGUCACCCAGCGCCGCGCUUGCACCUACAAGACAAGCCCCAAAAAGCGCGGUGUCCAGACGGGUUACAUCCGCACGCUCGAAUUGACUCUGUCGUCCCUGCUGGACGAGGUGCCGGGCUGCGCCGACGCGUUGGACGGCCUGUUUGGCCGGCACGGCGGCGACGCUGCACAGCGUCUGUUCAACCCCGAGGCCGGCGCGGCGGGUAGCCAGCAGCAGCAGCAAAAGGACCUGGAGAGGCACAACCGCCUCCACCGGCGGUGGCACAAGAGCCGCGCACGGCGCGAGAUCAACCGGCUGCUGUCGACAGACGGCUUCAGCACCGCCGUGGCACGGCCCGUGUCCGACGACAGGGCCGGCUCCGACGACGACACCUCCCCAGAGGGCCCAGGGAGAGCACCCGAUACACUGUCCGGGGAGCCUGCUGCAUCCGCCAUAACAUGGUCCCCGUCUGAAAACACCAUCCCCUCACCGCGGUCCGGCACAGGUGGCCACACCGACGAUGCACGCUGCAACUCCCGUGUACCACUCCCACCGAACCACUGGCAACUUCUGGAUGUGUACUUUUCCUAUACCCACUGCUGGUUCCCCAUCCUCGAGCGCCAGGACCUGCUCAAGGCCGUCUACCAGUACGAGCGCGAGCUGGGUGAGCCAGCGUCGGCGCCGACUGCGUCAGGCACUCCAUCGUCUCCGUCGGCCGCCACUGCCGAGCUCUGGAGCGUCUUAGCCCUUGCCUCUUUUCAGAAUGCGGCGUCGCGAAGUCAACAACAGGCCGACCCAAACACAACAACAUCAACAGCAACGUCAACAGCCACACCCUCCACAACACACUGCGACCCGUCGCUCGCAUGGCCGCCACAUCGUAUCUACAACGUCGCCCGCCAAAUGAUCCCGCUCGACGACGGACCCUUUGAGAUCCCCCAUGCGCGCGCUCUCUUGCUGCUGGCCCUGAUCAACAUCGGCCGACGCCGGCAUACAGCUGCACGCGUGCUUGUGGCCUUGUCGCGACAGAUUUUGCAGGACGCCGACUGCCUAUCCCGAGUCAGCGAGAAUAGCCCCAUGGCCAUCCGCCGACGCAUUGUCGAUGCAGUCACGAGUGGUUGCUGCAUCAUUGAGGCCUUUUUGGCCAUCGUGCGGUCAUCUCUGAGGCCGUUGCGAUCUCUACCACAAAACCACAACCAUCAGCACCAACACCAACAACAGGCGUAUCGAUCACAUCAAAACCCGGGCUCCUUCUCUCCUCACUCCCCACACAAUUGCCCAGCUCUGCCAGAAGACGGUCUCGAUGAGUGGCAGCCAUGGGUACCUUGUGCUGGAUUUGGCCUUGAAGACGGCGGGGCCACAUCAGAGCGCAGUCCGGCGUACGCCUUGACGACAUUCAACCAGCUGCAUGAUCUUUUUACUUGUAUGCAGCACCAGCAAACGAACCUCUCCCAGGCACCCUCGCCCUCUGACUACAACGAUGUGGUUGCGGCGACGGCGGCAGGGACGAACGACAACCCCUACGGCGAUGCCCUGGACCGUGUAAUACGACCCGAUGUGCCCUUCUCGGCCUUUGUGCGGUCGACCGACCGAGCAUCUGCCGCCGUCCCAUCGGCCCAUAUCCUCCGCAUCACCUUUAUUUGGAUGCACAUAUUAUUGCCACCAUUCUCCGAGCCCGGCAACGUCAAUGGCAGCAUCAAUCCUAACCGUGCCCAUCUCUUGGCCGAUGUUCUCGAGCAGUUUGUUGCCCGUUUCGGAUCUGCUGGCGCACCGCCCACACUGGUGCCGUGUGUCCUGACCGUUGUCGAGCAUCCAUUGUUUCAGCAGUUGCCGCCUCUCCUGCAGCAGCGAUUUUGCGCCUUGAGAGAUGCUCUUGUGGCGGUUUGGCAGGAUACUGCGACAUCGCAACAGCAGUCGCAAAAACAGCUGCCUGCAGUGGCAAAUGCUACCACUCCACGGCCCAACGCAAUGCUGCGGCAGAAGCUGGCACCUUCGGGACAAGGAAUCCCCGGAGCAACUAUGACCACGGCAAACAAUGCACCUGUUGUUUAUCAAUCUGCGAGCCCUGAAGCUGCAGCUGUGCGUCCGCAGCAUCAGCAGCAACAGCAACCACCAACGGCACGCCAUCAUAGACUGUCCAUUUUGGAGACAUCCCUGCAAGCAGUGCAGCCUACUCAACAACAGCAGCCGCAGCCACAAGAUGCAAACAUGUACAAUGGAAACGGACCGUCGCCUGCCUUUGGCUUCCCUCCCCUGCCGAUCGCGUCACCGACUGCCGCCACUGCCGCCACUGCUGCUGUUGCUGCCAAUGCCGCCAAUACCGCCGCGACGUAUCCCAUGACGGGUUCGUCCUACGGCGCGGUUGGCGGACCAGACAAUAUGGCUGUCGAUAACUUUGACGGCGCUUUUCACGGGGCGCCCGGUGCCAGUGGUGGCACGCUCGACUAUGAAGCGCUAUUGGACGACCUAUCGGCGGUUGACUAUCUGGACCGACUGGACGCCGACAUUGGCUCGCAGUUUAUGGCCAACCUGGGCUUUGCGCCGGGCAUAGACAACAAUUUGGGCGCCAUGAUGGGCGAGUUUGGUGGCUUGUAG
Messenger RNA from Sporothrix schenckii 1099-18, 3018 nucleotides. RefSeq lists its product as uncharacterized. Bases 1 to 3018 code for a protein of 1005 amino acids. The record is from RefSeq and is a predicted model, not a curated record. Gene Ontology annotation, biological process: positive regulation of transcription by RNA polymerase II; DNA-templated transcription. The transcript has a single exon. Gene Ontology annotation, molecular function: zinc ion binding; DNA binding; DNA-binding transcription factor activity, RNA polymerase II-specific. Lineage: Eukaryota; Fungi; Ascomycota; Sordariomycetes; Ophiostomatales; Ophiostomataceae.